This is a messenger RNA of Copidosoma floridanum, 2051 nucleotides long. Its product is annotated as ionotropic receptor 84a-like. Gene Ontology annotation, molecular function: ligand-gated monoatomic ion channel activity. Gene Ontology annotation, cellular component: membrane. NCBI's taxonomy places the organism in Eukaryota, Metazoa, Arthropoda, Insecta, Hymenoptera, Encyrtidae. The record is from RefSeq and is a predicted model, not a curated record.
UUUUGUAUUUUUACGUAAUAAAAAUUGGUACGAAAAAAUGUGGACGGCCAUUUUUUUAUUCGUCACUUGCGCAUUGUUAACGGCUAACGGAAAAAUCAGUUCCGAAUUCAUCGUAGAUUACUACGAUCACAAAAAUAUCAAACAAAUCGUCGUGUUUGCCUGCUGGAAUGAUUCUGAAAUCAUGGACUACUACCGACUUGUUGCAAAAAACGGUUUAGGUAGUUCCUACAUCGCGAUCGCAGAUGACGCAGAUAUGAAUAAAAUCUUACGCGUUAAUUACUACAAGAUCGGAAUUGUCCUCGAUAUGGAUUGUCCUGAAAGCGACGUCAUUUUCAAACUAGUGACGGCCAAAUUACCGUUCAACGAGUCGUACAACUGGCUCUCUGUAAAAUCGGCAUCAGAAGUACCAGUGGCAGAGCUCAGCAAGCUCUCACUGGCGGUGGAUUCCGAGCUGACUCUCGCUCUAAUGGAAAAAUCUCAUUGUGCUCUCUAUGAUGUAUUUUCGCACAGCACUCGUCACGGAAGUACACUUAAUGUUACCUCAAUGGGAAAUUGGGACAGCGUGAACGGUUUGAUCGUUCACUUGAGACAGUACAAAUAUAACAGGCGACAAGAUUUCAACGGGAUGUCCUUAAAUUUUUCAGUUGCCCUCACCUCGGAGCCAAAACCUGAUUUGGAAACGUACCUAUCGGUACCGGUUAACCCUCACAUCGACACUAUGAGUCGAUUUCACUACAACAUCAUUCUCCAGUUGCGGGACUAUUACAAUUUUAAAAUAAACCUCUCGAGAACUAAUUCCUGGGGCUACCUUGUGAAUGGAUCUUUCAAUGGGAUUCUCGGGGAUAUGGUAAAAGGUGUCGUCGACAUUAGCGCAUCGCCUUUGUAUUACAAAAAGGAAAGAAUGGACGUCUGUGAUUACACCGUGGAAACGUACACCGUCAAAACCUGCUUCAUCUUCAGACAUCCCAAGAAGAAUACCCUUAGAAAUCCUUUUCUCAAACCUUUUACUCAAAGUGUCUGGUUGUUGUCCUUGAAUGUUGGCAUAGUUUGCUGGAUUAUGUUGAUAGUAGUCCUUAAAGUAGAAGAUCAUUACAACUCGGACGAAACGCGUAAAGUUCACGUCAACCCAUCCUCGGAAACGGCACUCAUUACCAUAGCCGCGGUAUCCCAGCAAGGUACCAGCAACGAGCUGCAGCUGUACUCCGGACGCAUUAUUUUCCUUACUCUCUUUCUCUGGGCUCUGGUGAUGUUCCAGUUCUACUCUGCUGACAUAGUCGGCUCAUUGAUCGCUGCACCUCCCAGAUACAUAGUUACCCUGAGAGAUUUGGUUGACAGCGAUUUACACUUGGCGGCUGAAGACAUCCCUUACACUCGUGACUAUUUCAGGUUAACCAAAGAUCCUUCGAGCGUCUACCUAUGGGAAAAAAAACUCAAGCCUUCGAGAAAGAAGAAAACUUUUGUCAACUCCCGCGAUGGUCUGCACCAAGUGAGUCUCGGUGGCUACGGAUUUUUCAUCGAUACCGCAACUGCUUACAAAACCAUAGAGGAUACUUUCACCCAAGCUCAAAUCUGCGACUUGUCGGAGAUCCCAGUGAUCCCCCCGCAGUACGUGACUCUGGUCACAGCGAAAAACUCGCCCUUUAGAAAAAUGAUAACAUACGGGCUUCGAAAGAUUGUGGAGCACGGUCUGGUAAGCCGUAACGCGCACGUCUGGCGGACUCGGAAGCCCAGUUGCCCAGAGAGCUUUCUCUCUCAGCCGGUGCCGGUCGAGCUCAAAGAGUCCAGCCCAGCGCUGUUUCUUGUGGCUGCCGGUCUCGUCCUCGCCAUCGCCGUCAUGGCAACCGAGCGACUUACGGUGAUGUGGUACCAACGGCGUCUGGGAAGAUCUGCCGUUGGCAUUGGUGUUCUAAAGAGUACGCCUGCUUCCGAACCAACAGACGUACCUGCAUCUACUUAAAGCACGGAAGAGGCUUGACACUAGAGCUCCACUUUUGGUGCCAUAGUAGCACAAUAGAUGUGACUUUUGUGCUUAUUCAUACGUUUCAAAUCUU